GCGGGAUCGAAUGGAAAGUUGGUGAACGGAAUUGAAUGUGUUAACAUCCCUGUGUGGAAUGCGACAGGUACACGCGGAAAGAAGAGCAACUUCAGGUUUUUAACUGAAACCAGCUCAAUCAUGCCUGCCCAUCGCUCUCCAUUCUUCUUCCCAGACCAGAUGACUCUCAUCCUUGUGACCAUUCUCCUGAUGCUGAUUUCAGAAGUUCAUACCCAAGGCCGGCUGAAGCUGACGGUUCUGUCUGAAGAUCGGCUGCAGAUGAAAUGGAAGGAGGCAGAGGGGCCAGUGCAGGGCUACAAGGUCCGUGUUCGGCCUAUUACAGAGGUUCCCCAGCCAGAGCUAAUGCUGACAACCACACGUGGGCGAGCCACAGUGGCAGGCCUGGACUCCAGACAGGAAUACCUCCUCCAAGUCCUGGUGCUCAAUGGAACACUGGAGAAACUCAUUGCAAAGAGACACUUCACCAUUGAUGCUUUGCGUGAAGAGGAGUUAAUCCGCAGUGGAAACAGGGAGCAGAAGAAGAAGAUUCCAGCCAUUGGCUCUGGCUCGAUGGAUGAUGUGACAGAAGCUCUCGCAUCCCUGCCCACAGUGCUCUACCGAGAACCAACAAACACAGAGCCCCCUGCUUUACCUGAGGUUGAUCCAGAGAUUGUUAAAAGCACCAAAGAGAAGAAAAAAGACAAGAACCAUGCCAAGACUGAGGGUAAAAAUUAUCAAGAAGAAACUAGAGGAAAGCCAGUGAGAAAUGACUUCCCUAACAAUAACAAACCAAAAAAAUCCACCCCAUCCCAACCUGUCACAGCUGUAUCCACACGGAAGCCGUUUGAAUGCAGCGCUGGCGCACAGGCAGAUCUGGUCCUUCUAGUGGACGGAUCCUGGAGCAUCGGUCGCACCAACUUCAGAAAGGUGCGCGACUUCUUGGAGGGGCUGGCUGUUCCCUUUCACAUUGGCCCAGAGGGCGUGCAGAUAGCAUUAUCUCAGUAUAGUGGAGACCCACGCACAGAGUGGAAUCUUAAUAACUUCACCUCUAGAGAGCCUCUUCUGGAGGCCAUCAGGAACUUCAAAUACAAGGGAGGCAACACCUUCACAGGUCAGGCUCUCAUCCAUGUUCUGGAGAACAAUCUGAAAGAGGAAGCAGGGGUGCGGACCAACACACCACAGUUCCUGCUUCUCUUGACUGAUGGCAAAUCUCAGGAUGAUGCCAUAUCUGCAGCCAACAGGCUGAAGAACUUCGGUGUGGAGAUCAUUGCUAUAGGUGUGAAAAAUGCAGAUGAGGCAGAGUUGAGACAGGUGGCGUCUGAGCCUCUGGAGCUAAAUGUAUAUAAUGUGAAUGAUUUUCCUCUGCUCAGUAAGCUGGUGGGAAGACUGGCUCGUAUUGUCUGUGGCAAGAUUGAAGACCGUAUUAAAGCAAAGAGAAUGGAGCAUCCCACUCAAGACCCAGUCCUGUCCUACCCGAGCCCAACUGAUCUGCAGUACGUAGGACUAAGUUCAAGAGAGGUGCGUCUGCGUUGGACCGCCCCCAGUAGAGCUCCCCAGCAGUACAGAGUGGUGUACCACACUGCUGAAGGACAGAGUUUGAAGGAGGUGGUGGUGAAUGGAACAGACUCAACAGCACUGCUGACAGGACUGUCCUCACAGACACAGUAUCAUAUAUCCAUCUUCCCUGUACAUGAAAAUAAUGUGGGCUCUGCUCUUAGAGGCACCUUUACUACAUUGCCAUUGGCCAUGCCCGAGGCUCUAGAGGUAACUGCCUCCUCCCCCAGCAGUCUGCGGGUGCGCUGGCAGCCAGCUGCAGGAGCCACGCAGUACAUGGCCUUGUACUCAGCACUCACUGAUGGAGAGCCUGAUGAUGCCAGAGAGGUGAAGUUCGGACCUGCUCAGACGGACGUAGAGUUUGUGGAUCUGAUGCCAUCCACAGAUUAUUCAGUCACACUUUAUGCACUUUAUGAUGAGGACCCGAGUGAUCCAGUCACAGCCAUCAGCACAACCUUCCCAUUGCCGUCUCCUCUCAGCUUGCAGUUUCCCAUGAUCAGUCACAGCACUCUGAGGAUAACAUGGGUCCCUGGAGCGGUCGAUGUUCCCUCCCACCGCAUCAUCUACAGCACCAAUCAUGGCAGUGAUGUCAAGAAGGUGGAGGUCAAGGGUGUGAACACAGUGUUACUGCAGAAUCUGUCUUCACUCUCCAGAUAUCUGGUGUCAGUGCAGUCACUCUUUGACAAGGGCCUGUCCACUCCUGUCACAGCCAAUGUCACUACCUUGAAGGUGCCGGCUCCCUCAGAUCUGAGAGUCACUAACUUCUCUGGCAGUGACAUAACAGUGCGAUGGGAAGCCGCGGCGGAUGACGUGGUCUCUUAUCUCAUCAAGUGGAUCUCCCUCAGUGGAGGAGAUCUCAGGCAGCUGAAAGUCGAUGGAGAGAGUGAGGGAGCCAUCUUGGAAGGGGUUGAGGAAGAUAAAGAAUAUCAGAUCUCACUGUCGGCACUAUAUGCUGAUGGGGCUCAGAGUGAGGCUGUGGCAAUACGAUACAGCACCUUAUCAGGAGGUGGUCCCAGCAGUUUAUCUAUCUCAGAGGAGACAGCAGUUAGUAUGUUGGUCAACUGGAUUCAUCCCAAUGCCCACGUGCAGCAGUACCGUGUGUCCUACACUCCCCUCACUGGAGACAGGAGGGAGAACACAGUGUCAUUGCCAGGCAGUGAGAGGCGCAUCCUGCUGCAGAAUCUGCUGCCUGACACUCGUUACAGUGUGCUGGUCACUGCUGAGUACCGCAACAGGGAGGGCGGCAGUGCCUCAGCUCAGGGGAAGACCACUAGUCUGCGGGUCAGCAGUGUGAGUGUGGUUCGGUCUGAUCACUCCAGUAUCUGUGUGUCCUGGAGGCCUGUAGUUGCGGUCAGCAGUUAUCGCAUAGUCAUCCAGGCCCUCAGAGAUAAACACACAAAGGAGGAGAUAGUGAAUUCUACUAGCAGCAGUCACUGUUUCUUAGAACUGCAGCCUGAAACAGUGUAUCGCAUCAGUGUGUAUUCCCGUCUGGGAACAGUAGAGGGUUCCGCAGUCACAAUCCUUCACCCCACAGCAACCGCUCCAGUGAGAAUUCAGGUUCCUCCUCGACUGCAUCCCAUACAAAACGAAGUGUGUCCUGAGAUGACAGUCAGAAAUCACAUAGUUAAAGGCUUCAACAUGAUGGAAGCAUUUGGUCUAACUCAGAGAGCUCAUUCAUCUAUUGAGGGUGUAGUAGCCGAGCCUUUCAUCUUCAGUAUCUUGCCCAGUUACACCCUUUACAGAGACGUACAACUGACCCAGAGCACAGGUUUCAUCCACCCAGCUGGGUUUUCUCCAGAACAUACCAUCAGCAUUGUCUUCAGGCUUCUGCAGGACUCACCAAGGGAGCCAUUCGCCCUCUGGCAGCUCACAGACAAUGACUUCCAACCUAAGAUGGGGCUUGUGCUGGACCAUGAGAAGAAAGUGCUGCUGUACUUCAGUCUGGACUACAGAGGAGAGAUACAGCAGCUGACCUUUGACCAGCCACAAGUCCAUUCUAUCUUCUACGGCAGCUUUCAUAAGAUUCAUUUAUCUGUCAGUCAGGUGAGCGUAUCACUCUCUGUAGAUUGCCAGCGAGUUGGUGAGAGACCUGCACGUCCCUUGGGAACUUUGCCAACUGAUGGCUUUGAGAUGCUGGGCAAGCUAGUUAGGACUAGAGGGCCACACAGUGGAUCUGCAGCUUUUCAGCUGCAGUCGUUUGAGAUUGUGUGCAACACUACCUGGGCUUCAGAAGAUACCUGCUGUGAUGUUCCUGCACAGAGAGACGAGGAGAGCUGUCCAGCACCUCCAUAUGCAUGCACCUGUACCACCAACAUCCCUGGAGCAGCUGGAGAUAAUGGUCCACCUGGAAAACCUGGCCUUCGUGGGGAAAAGGGAGAAAAAGGAGAGCUGGGGCAAAAGGGUGAGAUGGGUCCUCCAGGCAAGACAGGCCCUGAGGGCAGCUUUGGCACCAUUGGAUCCGCUGGUCCACGGGGAAUAACAGUAAUGGGAAAAGUGGGUCCACCAGGAGCCAGAGGGGAAAAAGGAGAUAUUGGAAGGCCUGGUAGUCAGGGUUUACCAGGGCCUCCUGGUCAAAAAGGUGAAGAGGGCAUUCCUGGUCCUAAGGGCACCAGAGGAGUAGAAGGUAACAUGGGACCCCCAGGAAUUACUGGCCCGAGAGGUUUUCAGGGUAUGCCCGGCCAUCCAGGACCAUUGGGAGAGCGAGGGCCACUUGGUCCUCUAGGACCCACAGGGCUUCCAGGAAGUAAGGGUGAGAGGGGAGAGAAGGGAGAGCCACAGUCUCUUGCCAUAAUCUUCCAGCUUGUUACACAGGCCUGUGAAAAGCUUGUGCACAAUGAGGUGCUGAAGUUGGAUACAUUUCUGAAUGAGAUAAAUCGGAAGCCAGUGCCCAUCCAGGAACCAGUAGCUCCUCCAGGAGAGCCAGGUAUACCUGGGGGAAGGGGCACACCAGGACCACGUGGACCUCAGGGGCGACAAGGAAGCAGAGGGGAGUCUGGGAAACCUGGAUACCCUGGUGAACAGGGACGCAGCGGUAUGCCUGGUGAAAAGGGGUCUCCAGGAGCCAAUAUGCUGGGACCACAAGGAAUAAAGGGAUUUGCAGGACCUCCAGGUGAAACCAGAAGAGGGGAACCAGGCCCCAAAGGAGAAGAUGGUAAAUCAGGACCUCCUGGUAUACCAGGAGGUCUGGGGCAACAAGGAGAAAUUGGCCCUCCUGGUGUUUGUGACAGCAGUGGAUGUUAUCGAGGAGACCCUGCUGUGGAGGAUCCAUACCUUGGAUACCAGCCUUGAUUUGCAAAGUUUGUAAAAUGUUACUUGGUGUUACUUCAUUGCUACAGAAUCAUCUCCCUCUCCACAAUCUGUGAAAAGACAUUGUGGGAAGUAACAGAUAAAGCGAUUCUGCCAAAGGUUAACUUUCAAUGAGCCGGUUUAUGGACUCUAUUGACUCUCUAAUUUUCUCUAAGCGAUAGCUGAUCUCAGUUCCCAACACGCAUACCGAGAUCACCAAAGCACUGAUCAUCCCUGACCCCUGUCUACACUGUCCCAGUAUUCAACCUGAUCUGCUGCUACAAGACAACGGCAGAUUCUUGUGUGGAACUGAUUUUGUGCUGCACUGAUGUUCUGUUUGAAAGCUGAGGAGGACACACACACACACACACACACACACACACACACACACACACACACACACACACACACAAAACACUCACUCUCAUUUUUUUAGAGGUAGACGUUUCCAGAUGAGGAACUAGUGUGUUACUGAAUGAUAGCUAAAAUCUGCACUAAGACUUUUUCCAAAAAUGUUAUGUAUUUUAUUGUAUUUAAUGCACUAUGUGUUUUAACUGUAUAUUGUUGAAGGCAUAUUCAUUUCAAUACUUUUCAUUCCAGUAUCUUGAUCUCUAAUUUCUGAUUUUUGUUCCAAGUAUUUUUUUAAUUAAGCAAUAUUUUGCAAUAGCAAUACAUGUUAAUAUGAAAUACACUGUGAUAUUGUAUUAUUUGACUUUUCUACUGUGGCAGGGCAGAGGGCGGGGCCAGGUCAUGAUCAUACACACUCGGUCCCUUAUCAGGCUAAUGUCCGUAAACGAUCUCUCUCUCGUCUUUAUAAC
Molecule: messenger RNA, 5636 nt
Organism: Xyrauchen texanus (razorback sucker)
Lineage: Eukaryota; Metazoa; Chordata; Actinopteri; Cypriniformes; Catostomidae
Product: collagen alpha-1(XX) chain-like
Exons: 42
Coding region: 121-4821 (1566 amino acids)
Molecular function (GO): protein binding
Source: RefSeq, a predicted model, not a curated record